AUGGAUCAUGGGAUCGAUGGCCCGUGCUAUACCUGUCGCAACCGCCGCAUUCAGUGUGACCAGUCCGGAAGGCCCUGUGGCAAAUGCCAAAAAGCCGGUCUGGAAUGUCUCGACAAAAGACCUUUCAAAUGGGUCAAGGGCGUUGCGAUUCGCGGAAAGCUGCAGGGACACUCAUACGAAAAUGCGAGUUCAUCUUCUACGAGUAUAAAAGAUAAACCCGCAGGGUCUACGAAGCCAAAGCGUGCAUUGAUGCGGACAUCUGCGCGACGCGAUCGGCGCUUCGAUUCUUUAGGGUCCACCUCUGGCAGCAGCUCUGCUCCGUCCUUGCCAGGUCUCUCAUUAAUUAUUCAAGAUCCAACCUUUUCGGCUUUGGAUAAGACGUCUAAAUACUAUAUCGAUUACUAUCAUGCCCGCAUCUGCCAGCUUUUCAUUGUAUAUGACACGGACAGAAAUCCCUUCCGAAGCCUCAUACCCCUCGGCUUGAAGAGCCCUGUCUUGAUGAAAGCCCUUCUUGCGCUAGCAGCACGCCACCAUGUCAACAAAGGCCAAUCUUUUCAUGAGCCAGAAUCACCAACAUCACCACAGCUUGUCACUGCGAACCGUCAUGCACUUGCCUUCAAGCAUCAAGCGAUGGAGGCGUUGUCAAACUCACUAACAGACCCCAAUCUAUCUAAACAAGAUACUACCGUGGCUAGCAUAUUCCUUCUGGUCUUUCUGGAUCUUUUAGAGUCUGGAAGUGACGGAUGGAAUUUCCACUUGGAAGGCGCGAAGAAUCUCAUCGCUUCCACUUACCCUCAAUCCGGAUCCCAGUCUGGCAUAAACCACGGUCCAGGACAAACAGUGCAAGAGAUCCGUUCCUUUAUAACCAAACAAAUUAAAGUCAUUGAAACCCUUGGUGCCACCUUCUUGCGGCCCAAGUUACUAUCCUAUUUCGACUCCUUCGAGCAACAAGAGCGCCAGCUCCAAGAAACAAUCGAGAGUUCUUUUCUUGGAUGUCCCGAUUACCUUUUAAGCGCGAUGCAACUACUCUCCAUGCAACGGGAUAGUAUAUCGGACCCGAACCACCUCGACAAAAGCACCAUGGAGUCGCACAUAAAAGAGACGAAAUCAUUGCUCGAGAUGACUCAGAACUUUGACUGCUAUGCCUGGGCAUCUGGCCUGCCACAAUCACGCACUCCUUCGCCAAGCGAGAUCAUCAGUCUCUGCUCGCUAUCGCGGUCCUAUAAAAUUGGCACCUUCAUCUACGGAAGACGGAUACUGGAUGCUAUGACUGGAGAAACGACAGUGCUUGAUGAUAUGGUUGCCGAGCUGCUGGGGCUGAUUGACUCACUGCAGAAUGAUCAAAUCAUGUUCAAAUGUGUCCUCUGGCCCAUUUUUAUUGCUGGCUUGGAGUGCAAAUGGCAACCUCAAAGAGAGUUCCUCAUUGCUUGCGCAGAAAGAUUUUGGGACAUCACCAACUGUCUGAAUGCAGUCAAUGCCGCGAAAAUUCUGCAAGAAUACUGGCGUCAAACAGAUGCCUCUAGGCAAGGGCAGUCGCAGUGGAUCUUUGACAUCGGUCGCCUGGGUCGAGAUUGGCUCUGGAUUUAG
This is a messenger RNA of Penicillium daleae, 1587 nucleotides long. RefSeq names its product Zn(II)2Cys6 transcription factor. The transcript has 4 exons. The record is from RefSeq and is a predicted model, not a curated record. Gene Ontology annotation, biological process: positive regulation of transcription by RNA polymerase II. NCBI's taxonomy places the organism in Eukaryota, Fungi, Ascomycota, Eurotiomycetes, Eurotiales, Aspergillaceae. Gene Ontology annotation, molecular function: zinc ion binding; transcription cis-regulatory region binding; DNA-binding transcription factor activity, RNA polymerase II-specific. Gene Ontology annotation, cellular component: nucleus. Bases 1 to 1587 code for a protein of 528 amino acids.